AUGUCUGUUUCAACAAUCAAUAUCCAAAUUGACGAUAAUGAACAACCAACUUAUACUAAUUUUCGGAAGUGUCCAUAUACUUUCGAUCAGGACACAACUCUAUCGAGUCUCCGCAAAUUCAAUACUCGUUCGUGUUUAAUAACAAUAUUCUUGCUUCUUGCUGUUGUUACCCUACUAGCACUAGCUGGCUUAAUUGUUGCUAUCUAUGCAUUAACUGUGAAUUUCAAUAACCAUGGAAUCGUUUUUGUUACAGCCGCAACUUCCAGUACAACAACGGUCAAUACUUCAGUAACUACUUCACCAGUACAAUGUUCGUCUACACCUAUAACGACUUUUACUUAUGCAACUGACACUCCAUCACAAUGUUCAAACUACACACUUAACACUGAUAAAACACGUAAUUUGGCCUAUACAAGUUCAAUUACCUCUUGUGAUAAUACAUCGCCAUUCAGUAACAACACAUCAGUAUGGAUUCGUUUUCAAGAUCCAGCCGGUACAUUGAUAGCUAAUUCAGUUGUACCUCCUAAUUCCUGUGGCACGGUAGCUAGCGGAUGGUUUGCUGGUCAAUAUCCUACAGCAUUCUUUAGUACCGCUACAAGUAUCGUCUGUUAUUAUUAUUCAACGAACACAUGCAGUGAUUGCAAUUUAAUAUCAAUAACCAACUGUAAAACUUUCUACGUUUUUCUCCUACCUCAACCUGAUUCCUGCAAUUAUCGAUACUGUACUGUGUAA
Adineta ricciae is the source of this 732-nucleotide messenger RNA. Lineage: Eukaryota; Metazoa; Rotifera; Eurotatoria; Adinetida; Adinetidae. The record is from the annotation of a GenBank genome assembly.